Molecule: messenger RNA, 5552 nt
Organism: Trichomycterus rosablanca
Lineage: Eukaryota; Metazoa; Chordata; Actinopteri; Siluriformes; Trichomycteridae
Gene: ptdss2
Product: phosphatidylserine synthase 2
Exons: 12
Coding region: 505-1974 (489 amino acids)
Biological process (GO): phosphatidylserine biosynthetic process
Molecular function (GO): L-serine-phosphatidylethanolamine phosphatidyltransferase activity
Source: RefSeq, a predicted model, not a curated record
UAAUAUUAUGCUGCCAAGCUGUAGCGAUCGCGCAGUUAUGCUCUCUUGGUGUGACUAGUGACUGUACAGGUUGUAGAUGGUCGUUAUGAUCGGUAUGCUAGUGGAUAUGUACAGUACGGUACUGUACAGUGGAGUGUAGUAUGAUUUAGUGUGUGUCUGUCAGUGAAGUUAAUCAACACUGGAUAGAUGGAGACUAAAUGAAUGGCUUUUUAAUGCUUGCUAAAUACAUAGGUUUAAUGGAUCAGAGUUCCUGGGUAACAGCCAAACACUCACCCUAAGAACAGAGCUCCGUAGUAGCAGUGGACGUGCCAGUUUAUCUACAUGACACAUUUACACGAUCGGCUGAGAAGAUACGUUCUUAUGAGGGAAUGCGACUGGCUGAUCUGGUUGUCUUAACUUAACCAGAUCAUCUCGAUCAGACUGAACCGUGUCCUUGACUCAGGUGCUCGUAGCUACGCGCUUAGAUCAACGGACCUGCACUGGGCGAUCCUUUCAGUACAAAACAUGGCUAAAUCCGAAGCCAGAAAGAGCAGCACUUCACCUUUUAAUGUGAAAGCUGCAUCAGAUGAGCAGGUGACUAACGGCCCGGCUGAACCUGCUGCGACGGGAGCCUCCGCUGAGCCCGCGACCCGGACCAAGCAGGGCAAACGCAGCUCUGAGAGUGAGGUGUUUGACGACGGAACCAACACUUUCUUCUGGAGAGCGCACACCCUGACUGUGCUGUUCAUACUAACCUGUGCCCUGGUUUACGUGACCCUGCUGGAGGAGACGCCACAGGACACAGCGUACAACACUAAGAGAGGGAUUGUGGCUAGUAUUCUGGUGUUCCUUUGUUUUGGAGUAACACAAGCCAAAGAUGGCCCUUUCUCUCGACCACAUCCAGCAUACUGGCGUUUCUGGCUCUGUGUGACUGUUGUCUAUGAGCUCUUCCUCAUCUUCAUCCUAUUCCAAACUGUGCAGGACGGCCGUCUGUUCAUGAAGUACAUGGACCCUAAGUUAGGGGUUCCUUUGCCUGAAAGAGACUAUGGAGGAAAUUGUCUCAUCUACGAUCCUGGAAAUGCCACAGAUCCCUUCCACAAUAUCUGGGAUAAGAUGGAUGGCUUUGUUCCUGCACAUUUUCUUGGCUGGUACAUUAAGACUUUAAUGAUCAGAGACUGGUGGAUGUGUAUGAUCAUCAGUGUGAUGUUUGAAUUUUUGGAGUACAGUUUGGAGCACCAGUUACCCAACUUCUCAGAGUGCUGGUGGGACCAUUGGAUUAUGGAUGUGCUGGUGUGUAAUGGUUUGGGGAUAUACUGUGGCAUGAAAACACUCGGCUGGCUUUCUAUGAAGCCGUACCAAUGGCAGGGCCUGUGGAACAUUCACACAUACAAGGGCAAGAUAAAGCGCAUUGCAUUCCAGUUUACCCCUUACAGCUGGGUGAAGUUUGAGUGGCGGCCAGCGUCUAACCUGCGUCGGUGGCUGGCAGUGCUGGGCAUCAUAUUUAUGUUUCUGCUGGCGGAGCUGAACACAUUCUAUUUAAAGUUUGUGCUGUGGAUGCCACCUGAACAUUACCUGGUGCUGCUGCGACUCGUCUUCUUUGUGAACGUGGGCGGUGUGGCCAUGAGGGAGAUCUACGACUUCAUGGAAGACCCGAAGUUCCAUAAGAAGCUAGGACAACAGGCAUGGUUGGUGGCAGCCAUCACGGUGACGGAGUUCCUGAUAGUGGUGAAGUAUGACCCCAACACUAUUAUGCUGCCGAUACCCUUUUUCAUCAUGCAGUGCUGGGUCCUUGGCAUCGUCCUCAUCCUCACCUGGACACUGUGGCGCUUCUUUAUACGAGACAUUACACUUCGUUACAAAGAGACACGUAGACGUAGACAGGAGAGUUCUACGGAACGAGAGAGGCCCCACGGCAACAGCACCAAUAACCCUGCGAUGUCCGGCCGCAGCAAACUAAACGGAAACACAGAUAGUGUACGACAACGUAAAUCCUGAAGGAGGAAGUAGUGGACCAGACACUGCACCUCUGUAACACACUCCAAGCAUUGAAUCUGAACCAUGGUUGUGUGUGUGUCUACCUGUCUUUCCAUGCCUGUCUGAACCAUUCCAAUACUGACUCACUGUUAAACACACAGUCUGGCACUAAGGGGUGCAUUUCAUUUUUUAUUCUUUUUUUAUACAUACAGUAAAUGUAAGGGUCAUUUUUUGUGUAUUUGAACAAAACUAUGUUACACUGGUCAUUUUUGCAUGGUUAUUUUUAUGUUUAUAGUUUAGAGCUGUCAGAUGCUGUAGGCUGACCCAAAAUAUGUAAGGAAUGUGAUGAGAUUCUUUGUUUCUCCAGUUGCCUUAUAGAUGUUUUUUAUUCCAGUUUUAGGGGUACUGCAAGUUUUUUUUAUUUGGGGGGUGGUGGGAGGGGUGUUUUUUUUUGGCUAUGCAAUAACACACUAGUAUAUUUCAAAUUGCGUUAUUAAGGGUUAGGCUUUAUUUGUAGAUGUAUCUAUGCUGUUACAGUCCCGCAGCUGGUGGCUUACACAUAUUAUUCACCAGCUUGAUUGUCUUAUUUUAUUUUAAACGUAGACAGAUAGACUCUGAGGAAAGAAUGCUCUUGUUACAUUAUGUGUCUCAGGUAAAUACUCUUCAGAGUAACAGUCAGUAAUUCGGGUAUUUUGUGCUUUGGAAAGCAUAAAUUUAUUUUGUUUUAUCCUAGAAACUGACACGUUAGGAUAGUUUAGUUAUUUAUUUAUCUUUAGUAACCGCCUCAUCUCUAAAGGGGAUUUACCCUGGACAGGACACUAGUAGAUCACAAUGCAUCACACAUUAUUAUUGCUUGUUAAUAAUGACCUACUAAUGACUAGUUGAGUAGGUCCAUAUUUUAUUAUUAUUAUUUUAUUAUUAUUAUUAAUAAUCAGUUAAUCAAUACUCUGACUAGUUCUCAAUUCUUACCUCAAACUGAUGUGCAGGGGUGGGUAGACUCCCAAUUUGUUUGAAGAAUGUAUCAAAUGAAAAAUGUACACAAGCAUUGUUACGCAAUACACAGGAUAAAAUAUGAUGAUCAUUUCAUAACAAGAAGUCAUACUGAAAAUACAUGUCCUGCUCACCUGUGUUAGCAUAAAAUACAAUAACUUCCACACACUGCAAGGUCAAUAUGUUGUCAUUCUUUCAUUUGCAAUGGAACAAAUGCAAAUGUUCAGGAAAAAACACCCACUCACUUUCUUAACCGCUUAUCCAAUCAGGGUCGUGGGGGUGUGCUGGAGCCUAUCCCAGCUUUUUCAAUGGGCGCAAGGCACACAGUAACACCCUGGACAGGACGCCAGUUCAUCGUAGGACAGACACACAUACAAACACAUUCACCUAUAGGGCAAUUCAGUGUCUCCAAUUAACCUGGCUGCAUGUUUUUGGACUGUGGGAGGACACCCACGCAGACACGGGGAGAACAUGCAAACUCUACACAGAAAGGACCCGGACCGCCCGCCUGGGGAUCGAACCCAGGACCUUCUUGCUGUUAGGCAGGACCUUCAGUGCUACCGUGCCGCCCCAGGUCUUUAAAAAAGAUGUUUCUGUUGUUACUGCUAGUUACAUUGUAGACAUGCCAUCAACUGUAAUCUUUACGGCUGAUUUUCUUGCCAAAUGGAUGUCUGUAGAUACUGUGAUUGCAGCUUGAAAACAAAAUUUGCUGCAAUUUGUACCCAGUAGAGCCAAAAUUGUAUCCUUGCAAGCCUAAAACGUUUAAUAUUUUAAUAUAUUAACAUUUAAAUAGCCCACCAGAGUUCGACGUUAACAUAGCAUACAGAGUGUGGUAAUGGUGAAACCAUUUGAAAAGGAAACAUUAUAACAUCAAUGUUUCAGAUUUGUUGAUUUAAACGGUGCAAUACGUAUUAUUACGUGUGCCUGCAAACUAUAAACACAUUUGCUGAAUCUCAAAUUACAUAAUUACUAUCAAGCUACAAUCAUACAAUCCCACAGCCAAUAGUUAAGAGGCAAAAGUAUGUUUUAAUUUUAAGAGUAAAAGGUCAAGUAACAAAUGUAAUAUGUUACUACCCACCUCUGCUAAACGUAGAGUGAAAUCCUAACAGUAACCAAACCUGCUUGCUACAAAUUUAUGCAAAAUGUCAAGGAUAUGAUUGUGGCGUGCUUUGUUAUUUUAUGUUCUAUGUUUACAUGGAUGCGCUGCUGUCUCUUUUAACAUCACAUGCUUACAGUGUGAAAGGUCAGUGGUCCGCUAUCCCUAACUGCUAGUGUCUGGGCAGGGUUCACAGAUUGUCAGGUACUCACUCACAACUAGAGGCAAUGUAGAGCAAAAUCAUAGAAAGGAACCACAAAGCAGAGAAUGUUAUGCGGACCAGGUAGGAUAGGGUAAUCCAAACUCUUUGGACCAAAAUUGCUGUCAUUUUUACAAUUUUUUGUGCCUAUGCAUGAUUUUAAUUAUUGCUGCUUUAAGCUGUAAAUCAAAUCUCAGUCUGCUAAAUGAAAGCCUGUGCUCUGGAUUGUAUAACAGUCUCAGCCUCAUAAGCCAUUACUAAAAUGUUUAUUGUGCAUUCAGGACCACGACAGCUCAUUUUCGACAGAGUAAGGGGUUCACAGCCAUAGUCAUCCUAACAUAUUCCUUCACUUAUUGUUUGAAAUCAGGCUGUGUACAAUGGUAGGGGAAUCCAAAGACAUUUAAAUCAGUUUGUAUAAAAGUCUAACCUCCCUCUGCUGUGUCAGUGUGUGUUCUCAUGUCUGUACCUUAAUAAAUAGGAACACUGUACAAACUGUCCAGGACUGCCUCGUGUAAAGUAUAACAUGCUGAUGUCAUUAUAAUCGUACUGUGAAUGUAAACUUAAGGUCUAAAUGUUUGCAUCAUAGUGCAGGUUAUAUUUUCAGACGCAACCCCUGACUGCUUAUACUGUUUGUUUAUUAGGAUUUUAACGUCAUGUUUUACACACUUUGGUUACAUUCAUGACAGGACAGGUAGUUACUCGUUACACAAUGUUCAUCAGUUACAUGUCUUUGGACUGUGGGAGGAAACUGGAGCUCCUGGGGGAGACCCACACAAUCAUAGGGACACCUUGCAAACUCCACACAGAAAGGACCCGGACCCGGACCGCUCCACAUGGGCAUCGAAUCCUCAGCGCCUCAUUGCUGUGAGGUGACGGCGCUAUCCACCGAGUCACCGUUCCAUCCGACUGUUUAAAUGCAUCUCCUUUCCCUCCUCCGCCGAGUAUUAUUUAUAAGUUUUCUAUCUGGUUUUCUUGUACGUUCAAUGCUGUAAGUGUACUGUAUUUGUAUGUUGACUUAUAUCUGAUGUAGGAAGUAGGUUAAUAUUAACUAUAAUCUAUGAUCAGAGCUGAGAUCAUACUGCGUGGGGUGAUGUUUUUAAGGCUGCUUCCUGUUAAGCACUGCCCUUUUGCUUCUGUAUGAGACACAAAAUGAAUACUCCAGCAUGUUUUCAGAUAGUUUUCAGAAGGAUUCCUGAACUUUAGCAUCCCUCUUCCUGCCAAAGGAUAAAAUCACAAAAAAUUCUGUGGCCCACCACAAGAUUAAACUGGCACAGUUGUUUCUUAGGCGGUAAUAAAAUCAGCUGUUUGACAUUG